UAUAAUUCCAACGAUACCCUGCGUCUCUUCUCUUCUCACCAUGCGUCUCUUCUCAUCUUAUUCGCAUCAAGCUUCUCUUCAGAGGAAAAGUGCUCGCAGGUUCACUCCUCCUACGGCCGCAACACCUCGCGGGCAUGAAGGCCGCGGUCACCACAGUCGAGGUCAAGGGGGACGUGGCAAAGGGCGUUUUCAGGCCCAUGGACAACAACAGUUCGCCCCGACACGUGCAUCUGGGUUUGGCCAGACCAUAGGGUGUGCGGCAGCCCCUAGACACCCCACUAAUGGUACUACUGGUCACUCGGCUAUCCACUGUACGCCUAGGUUCACUUAGACGUCUGCAUCAGCUCUUCAGGGUCCCAUUGGUGCCACUAAUGAUUCUUUGUGGUAUCCUCAUUUUUGUGGUAUCUUGAUUCUGGUGCAUCAUCUCACAUGGCUUCUUCCAAAGAUUGGGUUGAUUGUCCAGAUAGUUCUCAUUCUACUACUAUAUGUGCGGGUUUUUUGGGUCUGAAUCUUGUCUCGUGGAAGUCUAAGAAGUAGCCCACUGUCUCUAAAUCUUCUACGGAGGCUGAGUAUCGUGUUAUUGCUUACACUAUGCAGGAUAUCUUUCAUAUUCAUUUUGUUCUGUUCGAACUAGGGUUCCCGAUCAAGGUACAUGAGACACUGUUAUGUGAUAACAUUUUUGCCAAUCAUGUUCAGCAUGCUAGGAGCAAGCAUAUCCAGAUGUAUUUUCAUUUUGUCUGAGAGCAUGUGGCACACAAUGACUUAGUUGUGCGGUAUAUUCCUACUCAUAUUCAGUUCACUGGUAUCUUCACCAAAUGUCUUUCUAGUCAACAAUUUCAUUUUUAAAGUAUAAUUUGUGUGUUGCAUCUCCUUCGGAAUUUGAGGGGGUGUAAUAAUAUACUUAGUUUAGGAAUAUUUGUGUAUUUGACAACUACUGUUUUAUUAUAAAUAUAUCUGUCAGCACUCCUAAAAAAGUAUCAUAUUCCAUUAUUUC
Cuscuta epithymum is the source of this 994-nucleotide messenger RNA. Lineage: Eukaryota; Viridiplantae; Streptophyta; Magnoliopsida; Solanales; Convolvulaceae. The record is from the annotation of a GenBank genome assembly.